CUUGUUUUUUUUUUUUUUUUUUUUUUUUCCCUCUUCUGCAGGAAAUCACAUGGAGGUGCUCUUGCGCUCACAUGACAGUCCGAGCCAUGGCUGCGGAGAUCAAUGAAGGCUCAGUUCCUGCCUAUUAUAGAGAGGUGUACGAGGCCGUCUGCUGCCAGAACGAUGAGAAGGUUCAGGUUGAAGUAUUUCAAAGGUUGCUUGAAAGCACCAAACUCUCCAAGGCGGUUCAAACCCAGAUCGCCGAGCACGUUGACGCGGCCGCCGACGGAUUCCUGAGCAAGCUGUCGCUCUACAAAGCGCUCGCUCUAAUCGCCGUCGCCCAGCAAGGCAAGCAGCCGAGUCCCAAAGUCCUGGAGAACUACAUACAAGAGCUUCCGAAGCCUCAGCUGGGGGAGCCGAAGGACUUGCGCACGCUGAGGAUGCAGCCAGCUCAGGAGGACGCGCUGACGCUGUCGCUGAACUUGGACCGGCUGCUGGACAGAGAUGCUGUCAAGGUGGAGCUCAUACCGGAGAAGAAAGGCCUGUUCCUCAAGCAUGUGGAGUACCAGGUCACCAGCCUGCGUUACAAAAUGUCAGUUUAUCGACGUUACAGUGACUUCGACGUCUUCCAUGAAAUCCUGCUUCAGCGAUUCGCCUACAGAGUUGUGCCUUCGCUUCCGCCCAAAAGAAUGUUAAAAGGAGUCCUGACCUCGGUUUCCGAGCGGGAGUUCAUCGAGGGGAGGAGGCGCGCGCUAGGCAGAUUCCUCAACCUGGUGGCGCAGCACCCUUUUUUCUCAGAGGAUGAGCUGGUCAAGACCUUCUUCACCUUCAGCGGUUCCGAUGUCCAGAUUAGGCUGCGUGAUGCUUACAAGAGAACGGGUGACGAGUUCAUGACCAACAGAAAUGCAUCUCUAGCAAAGGAAUAUCUCCCCGCCGACAUCCAGGUGCAGUUCUCUGUGAGCAGAGAGCUGAUCAAGAGCAUCCACAACACCGUUUACAAGCUGCGCGAGCGAGCCGAGAAGAUUGCCGAGCGUUCCAACGGGAAUGCAAGUGACCUCCUCAUGUUUGGCAGGGAGCUCAGCAAGUUGAGCUCGGCCACAUCAUCUAUUCCGUCGUUGGCCACGUCACAGAGCACAUGGGAGCGCCUGUGUCGGUCUCUCAAAAGCCUAUCGGUGGAGUUUGCCGUGCUCUCGGACAAAGCGGCUCAGCAGGGUAGACGGGAAGAGGAUGACGUUGUGGAAAGACUGAAUCUUUUCCUGGAUUUGCUGCAGUCUUACAGAGACCUGUGCGAGCGCCACGAGAAGGGCAUGCUCCACGAGCAUCACCGGGCGCUGCUCAAGUAUGGCGUGAUGAAGAGGCAGAUGAUGAGCGCCUCUGCUCAGCCCAAAGAGCAAGCCUCCGUGGAGCAGCUCCAAUCGCGGAUUGUUCAGCAAGAGAACACCAUCCAGAUCAUGGAGUUGCGCAACUACUUUUCGCUGUUCUGCCUCCACCAAGAGACGCAGCUCAUCUUUACCUACCUGCCCAUCACGUCCCACAUCCUGGGAGCCUUUGUCAACUCCCAGGUGCAAGGACACCGAGAGAUGGGUGAAGUGUGGAAUGAACUCCAGCCAAAGCUUGGCUGUCUCUUUGGUGAAAACAACAGCUUGAAACUCUAAUAAAUGGAAUUGAGACGCAAGAAGGAAACAAUCAAAAACUGGAAAAAAGAGCUUUCCUGCUGCACAGCGCGCAUCACGUUUAAUACAAGUGGUGUUUGCUACCCCUCACUUUUUGGAUUUAUUAGGUUUGGCCUUUUGACGUUUUGGCUGUUGACUAAUGCGUGAACGUCCAAAUCAACUUUUACUGCCAACUAGGAGGGAAAUUCUCCAGGCUGUAAGGGACCAGUUAGCACAGUGGACAUUCCAGCCCUUUAUGUUCCUAAGUUAUUGUGUCAGAAGUGGGGGUAGGGAUGUUGUAUUUUACUUAAUUUAAAUCCUGAGAAUACUGUUUAUUUUUACUCCCAGAGCUCAGAUUUUUGAUACAGAUACACCCAGAAGUACACAUGAAAAUGUGUACUUCAUAUUUUUCUGUCUUCUGUUUUAAGCAAUUGUUUAUUGUUGGCAUGGCUCCCACGUGCCGUUAGUCCAUAAGCUAAUUUCAAAGAGCCUAAACUCAUACCUGCACAAUACUGACAACACUAGCUGAGCUAUUGAAUGGCACCACACGAAACACUCCAGAUGUGCAAUAUGUAUCGUAGGAAUCAGACAAACCAGGCAACUCCAGUUUUGAAGCUGUUUUGGAACACUGUUAUUGUUAAACAAAUUUUACACCUGGGAAAAAAAAAAAAAAAAAGGACCACUUGUUUACCGUUACACAGCUUACCAACAGUGCACAAACCUAUAUUUGCAGGAACUGUAUAAAAAAUUAAAGUUGACUGAUAAAUCUGC
This is a messenger RNA of Phyllopteryx taeniolatus (common seadragon), 2402 nucleotides long. It is a transcript of the gene snx8a, whose product is annotated as sorting nexin 8a. Lineage: Eukaryota; Metazoa; Chordata; Actinopteri; Syngnathiformes; Syngnathidae. Gene Ontology annotation, biological process: retrograde transport, endosome to Golgi. The record is from RefSeq and is a predicted model, not a curated record. Gene Ontology annotation, molecular function: protein binding; phosphatidylinositol binding. The coding region runs from base 72 to 1634 and encodes 520 amino acids. The transcript is spliced from 13 exons.